UUCUACAGUCCGACGAGCAAGGAGACCGUGGACUCCUUCCUCGACCUCGUCAGAAACCUGUUUCCUGCAAAUCUUGUUGCUGCAGCUUUCGAAACGUAUGCGACAGACUAUAAGAUGCUGCUUAGGAACACCUCUGGAAAUGCCACAUUGGAAAAGAUCCCUGUUGGUACUGAGAUCAAAGGGAUGAACAUCUUGGGACUGGUGAUGUUUGCUCUGGUUUUAGGAGUGGCACUGAAAAAGCUUGGCCCAGAGGGGGAAGAUCUUAUUCGCUUCUUUAACUCAUUCAAUGAAGCCACAAUGGUCCUGGUUACCUGGAUUAUGUGGUAUGUACCUAUUGGCAUUAUGUUUCUUGUUGGGAGCAAGAUUGUCGAAAUGGAAGAUAUUGUGCUUCUGGUCACCAGCCUGGGAAAAUACAUCUUCGCCUCUAUCCUGGGCCACGUCAUCCACGGAGGAAUCAUUCUGCCGCUUAUUUAUUUUGCAGCCACACGGCAAAAUCCGUACCGUUUUCUCUUAGGACUUAUCACACCAUUUGCCACUGCCUUUGCCACUUGCUCCAGCUCAGCCACGCUCCCGUCCAUGAUCAAGUGUAUUGAGGAGAACAACAAAGUCGACAAGAGGAUCAGCAGGUUUAUCCUUCCCAUUGGGGCCACUGUAAACAUGGAUGGAGCUGCUAUUUUCCAGUGCAUGGCAGCUGUGUUUAUUGCUCAGCUGAACAAUGUCGACCUCAACCCUGGGCAGAUCUUCACAAUUCUCGUGACAGCCACGGCGUCCAGUGUGGGAGCAGCUGGGGUCCCUGCCGGAGGCGUCCUCACCAUUGCCAUCAUCCUGGAGGCCAUCGGGCUGCCCACCAACGACCUGUCCCUCAUACUGGCUGUGGACUGGAUUGUGGACCGAACCACUACAGUUGUGAAUGUGGAAGGGGAUGCCCUGGGAGCAGGCAUCCUUAAUUGCUUGAAUGAAAAAGACAAGAAAGAGAGAGAGCAGGAGCUAAAGGAAGUCACCGUAGAAGCAGUUGCAAACAGCAAGUCGGAAGCGGAAACGUCACCUUUGGUAACCCAUAAAAACCCAGUCUCCAACACAAGCAGCACAGUAGACCCUGAAUCCAAGGAAUCAGUAUUGUGAACUCGAGGCUGCUCAUCGAGACCAGUCCUAGAGGUGGCCCAGGGAUUUGUCAACGCACCCAGACAUUUGCAGUGCGACUGGGAGCUGGAAGUACUCAGUUCCAGUCUCUUUUGAAAUAUGCUGGCCUGGGGAAAGGGGGGGGGAGGUGGGGUGGGCAG
Messenger RNA from Sturnus vulgaris (Common starling), 1280 nucleotides. It is a transcript of the gene SLC1A4, whose product is annotated as solute carrier family 1 member 4. Gene Ontology annotation, biological process: L-glutamate transmembrane transport; L-serine transport. The record is from RefSeq and is a predicted model, not a curated record. Lineage: Eukaryota; Metazoa; Chordata; Aves; Passeriformes; Sturnidae. Gene Ontology annotation, molecular function: L-serine transmembrane transporter activity; symporter activity; L-alanine transmembrane transporter activity. Gene Ontology annotation, cellular component: plasma membrane.